AUGAGUGACCGCAGAGCUUUAGCUCCUCCAGCGUCCAGCCAGGGUCCUGCCACACCACGCCAGGGCCCCCCAAAGUUCAAGCAGCGGCAGACCCGCCAAUUCAAAAGCAAACCCCCUAAGAAAGGGGUGAAAGGGUUUGGAGAUGACAUUCCAGGCAUGGAGGGGCUAGGAACAGAUAUCACAGUGAUUUGUCCCUGGGAAGCUUUCAGCCACCUGGAAUUACACGAGCUGGCUCAGUUUGGGAUUAUCUGA
Echinops telfairi (small Madagascar hedgehog) is the source of this 252-nucleotide messenger RNA. It is a transcript of the gene PDE6H, whose product is annotated as phosphodiesterase 6H. Lineage: Eukaryota; Metazoa; Chordata; Mammalia; Afrosoricida; Tenrecidae. The transcript has 3 exons. Gene Ontology annotation, biological process: positive regulation of G protein-coupled receptor signaling pathway; visual perception; positive regulation of epidermal growth factor receptor signaling pathway. The coding region runs from base 1 to 252 and encodes 83 amino acids. Gene Ontology annotation, cellular component: photoreceptor outer segment membrane. The record is from RefSeq and is a predicted model, not a curated record. Gene Ontology annotation, molecular function: cGMP binding; 3',5'-cyclic-nucleotide phosphodiesterase activity.